Messenger RNA from Ictalurus punctatus (channel catfish), 4673 nucleotides. It is a transcript of the gene plppr4b, whose product is annotated as phospholipid phosphatase-related protein type 4. The record is from RefSeq and is a predicted model, not a curated record. Gene Ontology annotation, biological process: phospholipid metabolic process; axonogenesis; signal transduction. The transcript is spliced from 7 exons. NCBI's taxonomy places the organism in Eukaryota, Metazoa, Chordata, Actinopteri, Siluriformes, Ictaluridae. Gene Ontology annotation, molecular function: phosphatidate phosphatase activity. The coding region runs from base 543 to 2537 and encodes 664 amino acids.
AUGCUAGAUUCUUUGACUUUGUUAGACUAAAGACUGAUCUCAUCGGACUUUAUAGCUCACAAACGGUGAGGAAUGAAUGUAAAUCUCCUGGACACCUUCUCAGCUUUUUGGCCCAGAAGUAUCUGAUGAAGACUGUUCCCGAGGCGACAAAAUUACUUCAGCUGGUGCUCACUAUACCGGCUACAACAGUGUCCGUGGAAAGGUCCUUCUCUGCUUUGAAAAGACUGAAAACAUACAGUCGGAAUCGGACUGACCAAGGACGGCUUUCAUCCCUAGCAAUGAUCUCUAUUGAGACAGAGGCUUUUAAAACUAAAAGAAGAUAAAGAGGACUUUUACACCAAAGUGAUAAUGUUUGUCCAGAAGGAUAGGCGAAUGGACUGCAUUUACAAGUAAAGCUUCCAAUCCUGCUGACCUCUGUAGUGAGCCUUUACUUCCUAGAAUGGACAGACAUUUUCAAACCAGUGCACUGGGGUUUCAGCUGCCAUGACCGCAGUCUGAGUUUCCCGUACAUCGAGCCAGCGCACGAGGUUAUUCCCUUCAUCAUGCUCCUCAUCCUCACCUUCGGUGCACCUGCUGUCACGAUAACGAUUGGAGAAGGCAUCCUGUUCUGCUGGCUGUCCAAAACCCAGAGCGGCCCUGGAGCUGAGGCCAACAUCAAUGCAGCUGGCUGCAACUUCAACUCAUACAUCCGUCGUGCCAUCAGGUUUGUGGGGGUUCAUGUGUUUGGUCUCUGUGCCACUGCUCUGAUAACUGACAUCAUUCAGCUGUCGACGGGUUACCCAGCACCGUACUUCCUUACUGUAUGCAAACCCAACUACACACACCUGAACUCCUCCUGUGAUGAGAACUCUUUCAUUCUGGAAGACAUCUGCUCUGGGACUGACACUGCCAUCAUUAAUGCCGGCAGAAAAUCUUUCCCUUCCCAACAUGCAACCUUGGCAUCCUUUGCUGCUGUCUACGUCUCUAUGUAUUUCAACAGCACUCUGACAGACUCAUCUAAGCUUCUGAAGCCCCUAUUGGUCUUCUCCUUCAUCAUUAGUGCCAUCGUAUGUGGCCUCACACGGAUUAUCCAGCACAAGAACCAUGCCAUUGAUGUCUACCUGGGAUUUCUCCUUGGAGGGGGCAUUGCUAUUUAUUUAGGUCUGCAUGCCGUUGGGAAUUUCCAACCCAGUGAGGAGAAGCUGAAGAGUGAACCUCAGGUUCAGGAUACUGUUGGGUCCCUCGGUGAGCUUGGUCAACAUGUUGGCCACCGUCUGCGUGCUAAAAGCCGUAGCAGUAGUGAUGGCAUUUCAUCCUCACACUCAGAUGGCCUCCUUCACCGUAAUCUCCAGACCCGUCAUACUAGAUCCCUUACCAACCUGAAGAGAUCCAGCGCAGAUGUCGAAGUCCCACAGCCCCAUAGCCCCGCAGAUAAGGAGAGCAUGGUGACUUUUAGUAACACACUGCCACGGAUUCAUGCACCAACCAUGGAUGAUGGUGCAAGGAGCACUGGAAACAUCCAUAUGUCCAUGGAAUCCAGCCGCUCCAAGCAGUUGUUAUCGCAGUGGAAGAGUAAGAAUGACAAUCGAAAGCAUUCCAUGCAGACUGUGGAGAGUGUCCUGGGCCCGUGUUCCACUAGCAGCAUGGAGACUCGCUGUAGCUCAGAGCCUUCCACCGUAGGCAUUAAUGGGGAACAGCAAGGUCCAACAGGGUCAUGUCUCAAACUGGCUACUGGAAGCAGCAGUAUACCCAGCAAUCCUUGUGGUAUUGCUGGAGGUACAAGAAUAUCUAUUCAGUCCAGACCAGGCUCUUCCCAAUUGGUGCACAUUCCAGAGGAGACUCAGGAAGGCAUAAGCACUUCACCUGGAGGUAGUCUACAGGACAAGUGGCUGAAAAGCAUGGAAAAGAAUGUCAAUGGACAACCACGUGUUGUGCCAGUGAUUGGAAUGUCGAAGCAGCACGGCCUGUUGCCCACAGGCUCCAGUAGUUCUGAAAGCAGUAGCCAUACCAGCUCCACUGCACCUCUGCACCGCCAUAAGAGCCUGAGUGAGGAGCCUGGUUCAGGGGUUACCAGCCAGGGUAACAUCGUCAGAGUGGAGGCACACCCAGAGAACGGACGGCCUUUGGUUCAUGCCCACUCUACUGAAGGCACCGCCUUCUGGACCUGGAAAUCUCAGAGCAGCUUAAGACAGUCUUUUGAGCUCAAUGACCUCAACCAAGACUCAGAGAAUUAUGAUUCACUUAGGGACGGCUAUGGCUCCACAGACAGAAAGAGGAGCAACUCUGGUGCUCCGAUACAUGUCACGGUCCCAACAGUUCCGGCUGUCUCCUCUGUUUCCCCUUUAGCCAGUUCAGUAGCAGAUCAGCACCCUCAUCAAACCGUCUCCACCAUCCGGGUCACCCCUAUAGAGAGCAGUGAGAGUGGCCCAGAGAGUCACGACUCAACACUGCGAAGGAAAAGCAAUAUGAUCCUAAUACCGGAAAGAGGGAACAGUCCAGAAAACACUAGGACCAUUUUCUACAAGGGCACUUCCACCACUCCAGCAUUUAAAGAGUAGCCAGCAUUUAAUGCCUUUUCUCUGUUUAUGUAUCACACAUGAGGUCCAUGUAUGAGGUGUUCACCAUAUUUGUCCACACAUGUACAGUUUGCUGGUGUGUUUUGCACUCUGGAUGACACCAUUUCUUACACUGCAUGAAAUCACUUGUUUAUAAAGUUGUCACAGUGACACAAAAGCACAAACCCAGAACUCUUCCUAUGCUGUUGGCUGUUGUCCUAAUGAAGAAGUACAGUAUAUUGUAGCAUAUAACCUGAUUCUUUUAUUCUACACACUGUGAAGUUGACCUAGUGCCAAGUCUUAACUUAAACACUGUAUAAAUGUUUAACAAAGUCAUUUUUCAGUGAUUACCCUAGCCCAUAAUUUUUUGUAAUAUAAAUAUUCUCUAAAAUGGGUGCUGUCCUAUUUAGAUAUGGGGGGAAAAAGAGGGGGGGGGGGGGAAGCUUGGAUCAGAAAAUUGUUUUGUGAUAAGCAUUUAAUGACCAUAAGUGCUUAGAAUAUUUUCUGUAGUUUGUUGUAUAGUCGUGUAAUCAGGGCUGGUGCAUGCUAUUCUGAUGCUCUAGGCGUAAAAGAAUGUAGCUAUACCUCCAACCAGUCCAUUGUUUAAACUUUUUACAAAUUGACCACUGGUGAUGACUGUCUUCUUAGCCAUUUAACGUGCUUACAGAGUGCACUCGUAGAGAGCUUGGUCAAAUGAAAUACUUCGCGAUGAACUUGAUGGACGAUAGUGUUGGUACAUUAAACCGUCCAUGCUCAAGUGCCACUCUACUGUAGGAAAUUGCCUAGUUCACCAUUAUGUAUGCACUGGUCCUGUUAGAAAUACCCUGCACUAUAUUCUCCUACUUGCAAUACAAAUCUGUGUUUUCACAGCUCCAUCAUGAAAUUAUUUAAUUUGUGUCUCUUGCUCUCAACAGCACAUGUUUGCUCCACUUUGCUAUACACAGUUAUUUUAAUGAAUACUCCCUGGUCUCGCUAAGGUGAAAGUUAAUUCAGUAGCAAAUCAAGGUGCAAAGAUCACCGUCUUCCUUUAAUGUGCGUGAUAGUACCAGGUGCUCCUGGACACACUCUGCUGCUACUGUAAGAUCACUCACAGCCCAUACCUCCAGCGGUGCUGUUCACUACUCAUUUUUUCACUUGAGUGGACAAAGUGAGGCAGAAGUUACGUACGCCUAUGCCACUGAUAUUUCCAUUAUUCCACUCCAACUUCUUCGCAUAGACCCAGUUAACUAUUUAAUAUGUGUCUAAUGUUGUUUCUGAAACAACAUGGCCGAUUUCUGGAACAACUUCUAAAUUUUGAAACUUCAUGCUCGAUUUCUGCUUAUUCAUCUAAGCAGGCCCUAUAUCCAUGUAAAGUAUAUUUAUAUUUAGUCAGAACAUACAUGUGGUUACUAUAAAAAUACACAAGUUACCUAUUUUUAGAUGUAUUUACCAAAUGUGGUGCCAUAUCAACUAUCAAAAAAAAAAUAGAAUUGAAUGUUUAUUUUAAUAGACAUGCAGAUUAAUAGUAUUCUUUAAACUGAUUUUGCUGUGAAUUUUUUAAAUAAAACAUGUGUAAAUGUGCCAAAGGGUAUUUUAAAGAAAACAUUCUGUGUUUUGCUAUAGUACUUCUACAACAGCCUGUAUUCUUGUAAUCCCCAUACAGUGUGGCACACCUAGUGCGUCUGCAUGUUGACGAUUUGAUAUCAAACAUUGUUUUGUCCUCUUUUUGAAAAGGAUUCUCACAGUUGCGGAAAGUGUCAUUAUUGAACUGUUUGUUCUGGACAUGAAAUGUUGUUGGACAAUCUUUAUAAAUGUGUUAUUUUGUUUAUUAGAGGAGCAACCUCAACACUACAAAGGAAAGACAUCUGACUAGUGUGUGCACAUUUGAUUUAAGGAAUGCACCGUGCAUGUUUCUGAGAUGACUGAGGAGCACUAUCCGAAAAUACUGUGUUUGUGUUUAAUCAGGAAAGUGGUGAUAGGUUAGCUGUGUAUUUGAACAAGUCCAGCAACACUCAUUACACUGGCACCAGACUCUGUUUAAGAGACUAUGAGACAUCGUCUUUCUCUCCAUCAAUUGUGCCAGAUCCACAAAAGAAAAGGGAUCCGUAGAGAUAAAAACUGUAGCAGUGUUUAAAUAAAUGUUUGUUAUUUAGUCCACAA